Melospiza georgiana is the source of this 2041-nucleotide messenger RNA. It is a transcript of the gene CHRNA6, whose product is annotated as cholinergic receptor nicotinic alpha 6 subunit. Gene Ontology annotation, cellular component: neuron projection; synapse; postsynaptic membrane. Gene Ontology annotation, biological process: regulation of membrane potential; signal transduction; nervous system process. Gene Ontology annotation, molecular function: transmembrane signaling receptor activity; acetylcholine-gated monoatomic cation-selective channel activity. The record is from RefSeq and is a predicted model, not a curated record. Lineage: Eukaryota; Metazoa; Chordata; Aves; Passeriformes; Passerellidae.
AUGCUGCCUGACUCCCUUCGCUCUGAGCCGCAUAAGCUCUCCUUGCCUAGUGGUAGUGAAAGCAACUCAGCAAGGCUUUGCUCUGCUCAGCAGGCUGCUGUUUGCUGCAGAUGCAAAACAGAAAUCCAUCCUUCUACUGCCUACUUACCACCAGGAAGGUUAUAUGUCUUCUUGCCUCUUGUUCCUUCUGCCAAACCUGUUUUCUCAAAAGGAAGCUCUGUUCUGCUGCUAGCAAUGCAUCCUAAGACAUGGCUAUGCUGGUGUUGCCCUGCUUUCUGUGUAUGGGCAUUCGUGUUCACAUCCUUGAUUAAAGAUACCACAGCCUGCGAAUCAGAGGAACGGUUAUUUCACAAACUCUUCUCCCAGUACAACCAGUUCAUUAGGCCAGUGGAAAAUGUGUCUGAUCCUGUCACUGUGUAUUUUGAACUGGCCAUCACCCAGCUUACAAAUGUGGAUGAAGUCAAUCAGAUUAUGGAAACAAAUUUGUGGCUGAGACACAUUUGGAAUGACUACAAACUGCGAUGGGAUCCCAGACAAUAUGAUGGCAUUGAAUUUGUUCGGGUACCAGCAGAUAAAAUUUGGAAACCAGAUAUUGUCUUGUAUAAUAAUGCUGUGGGAGAUUUUCAAGUUGAAGGCAAGACCAAAGCCCUCCUUCGCUAUGACGGAAUGAUCACCUGGACCCCACCAGCUAUUUUUAAAAGCUCCUGUCCUAUGGAUAUUACUUUUUUCCCAUUUGAUCAUCAGAACUGUUCACUCAAAUUUGGCUCAUGGACCUAUGACAAGGCCAAAAUUGAUCUUCUGAUCAUUGGAUCCAAAGUAGAUAUGAAUGACUUUUGGGAAAAUAGUGAAUGGGAAAUAGUUGAUGCUUCUGGCUACAAACAUGAUAUCAAAUAUAACUGCUGCGAAGAGAUCUACACAGACAUAACAUAUUCUUUUUAUAUUCGAAGGCUGCCAAUGUUCUACACCAUAAAUCUGAUCAUUCCCUGUCUUUUCAUCUCAUUCCUGACUGUGUUAGUUUUUUACCUGCCAUCUGACUGUGGUGAGAAAGUUAAUCUUUGCAUCUCAGUGCUUCUUUCUUUGACUGUAUUUUUACUGGUGAUCACAGAAACAAUCCCAUCCACCUCUUUAGUAAUUCCCUUAGUUGGUGAAUAUUUACUCUUCACAAUGAUAUUUGUGACUCUGUCAAUUGUCAUCACAGUGUUUGUCCUCAAUAUACAUUACAGGACUCCAAUGACACACACAAUGCCCAAAUGGGUAAAAACCGUCUUUCUCCACCUGCUCCCCAAAGUCCUGUUGAUGCAGAGGCCACUAGAACAGCAGAAAAAAAACACCUCCAGCAAAACCAAGAAAGUAUCAGACAGUAAGUUGGGCAAGUCAAAGCACAGCAAACACAAAGACACCAAAUUGCACAAGGAGCAGCGGUGCAGUCACUGUGAUCAGGCAACUGAACUCCGUACCACCAAAAGACAGCUGAGCCAUCAGUCUCUGAGAUGGAUGGCAGAGCACAUGGAGUACUCUCCAGAGGUGAAGGACGUCAUCAGCAAUGUCCAGUUCAUCGCAGAGAACAUGAGAUCUCAAAAUGAAACCAAAGAGGUGGAAGAUGAUUGGAAAUAUGUAGCUAUGGUGAUAGACAGAGUAUUUCUCUGGGUAUUUAUAAUCCUGUGUGUGUUUGGGACUGUAGGGCUCUUUAUCCAGCCACUAAUAGCAGAAACAUAACUCAAUCCGUUCUUUUUAUCCACUUUUGCUCUUGUUUCGUUUUCGGUUCAUAGAAAUUUACCUUCUAUUGCUCUCCUCUAACAUCAUGCCUCUGCUCACCACCUCAUCAGCACCCAGCCACAGAAGCUCCCAGAACAAUAAAGUAUGCGUUUACAUUUAUGUUUGAAAUCAGAUCUUAAGCAUUUAAUCAUAUUUGAAGACAAAUGGACUUAAAGUUAGAAUGUGGUUACCAUGUGAGGCAUACACAUUUGAAAGCUUCAUGCCUCUAAAAUCUUUUAAAAUUAGUUUGAUCUGCCACUUACUUUUCCAUGUAAGGGGACCAAAA